Messenger RNA from Perkinsus marinus ATCC 50983, 1122 nucleotides. RefSeq lists its product as hypothetical. Lineage: Eukaryota; Perkinsozoa; Perkinsida; Perkinsidae. Gene Ontology annotation, biological process: protein side chain deglutamylation. The record is from RefSeq and is a predicted model, not a curated record. The transcript has a single exon. The coding region runs from base 1 to 1122 and encodes 373 amino acids.
AUGGGAGUCUAUGUCAUCAUCUGUAGGAAAGCUGCCAAGUCUGCCUGGAUAUUCCUCUGGUACUUCAGAUCAGCACGGCAAGUGUCCGAAACCUUUGAUGAGCCCCCAAGGAAAGAUAUUACCAACAUUCACGUACGGUUACUCCUGCUAGAGGAGAGUAUUGGGAUCGUCUGCGCUCAGCUGUUCCUCGAUCUCCACGGACACUCGCAGAAGAUGAAUGUUUCCUUCUAUGGUUGUGGUGUGUCCAACAUCGCGUGCGCUGUCUAUCCUAAACUGGCGUCCAAGGCUACUGAGGAUGUCUCCUUUGAGUCGUCGCGAUGGAAGUUCGCGAAAGCCCAGUUGAAAACGGCGCGGUCUGUCGCCUACCGCCGAUUCGGCGUCAUAAACAGCUAUACUGUCGAAUGCAGCUUCUACGGCUCGGACUGUGCCUCUCCGCCCUACGUGGCAGAGUUUGAUCAGACGCGCCUUGCCAGCAUCGGAGCAGCCCUAGGGCGAGCGAUGGCUGCAUACUUCCAAGUACCCGUCGAUCAUCGACUGGAUCCUGUGGCUGUCGGCUGCGAGUGGCUGCACUUCGAAGACUUAGCAGGGGUCUCGCCACAAGCCCUGUUGGAUGAGCUACGAUUGGUCGCCGCAACAGUGCACGACCUGCCGUCUUCGCUCGCCGGUGAUGAGCCCACGGCCAAUAGUGAUUCUGAGGACGAUGAACCAGCCAAGAACACGGCCGUAAUGCCGAGAGUUCCGAGCGAGCGGCCGAAGAGAAUCGUUGGAUCGCGUUUGUCUAUCCCGUUGAGGCCUCGAGCUCGGUCUACCCUGCCACCGUUGGUUGGAACUCAGUUCGCUAAUGGGCGUUCCCGAGCUGUUCGAGAAUCGCAACAGAGCAAUAAGUUCCUCUCUGGUCGAAAGGGCUUUCUGCAAGGGCCGGUUGGGCCGGCAUUGGCGAGAGAACAGAAUGCACAGCCCAAGACAAGGAGACGACGUGGCUCUAGGGACUCGGGCCCUAGUGGUGCCAUGAACCUUGCCAAUGGCAUCUCCUCUCGCAAGUCGUACGUUGCUGCCGUACUGAGUGAAGUCAAAGCAUCGCCACGGAGAGCAUCACAGUCGAAGGGAAGUAAGCAGCAAUGA